Molecule: messenger RNA, 1959 nt
Organism: Lactuca virosa
Lineage: Eukaryota; Viridiplantae; Streptophyta; Magnoliopsida; Asterales; Asteraceae
Source: the annotation of a GenBank genome assembly
AUGGUGAACCGAAGUAAUAUACUUCAGACUUGGACACCAGUUUCCGAAAAAUGGGAGAUGCUGUCUUCAACCCGGUGUGCUUGUUUUCACUUGAUCAAUUCUAUUUUCUCUUCAAACUCCAAUUUCAAAGCUUUAAGGCACAUGAUAAGAUCUCAACCUAGACGUCUUCAUAAUCAAAGUGACCUACAAAGCUUGUCUAAUGCUUUUUAUAAUCAUCAUAAUUUCCAAUCUCAACAUAACCCAAAUUCACUUCUUUCAUCAGUAAUAAGGUCUAUAACCUUAUGCGCUUCAAUACCCAUUUGCCGGUUGAUCCAUUCAAGAGUUGUUAAGUGUUUAAACUACAACGACGGAUUCAUUGGUGACAGACUGGUGUCACUUUAUGCAAGAUUAGGAAGCAUCAAGGAUGCACACCACCUGUUUGAUGAAAUUCCUAACAAGGAUUUGGUAUCCUGGAACUCGAUCAUUUCCGUAUUUUCUCAAAAAGGGGAAGUAAGUUUAAGCCUAAAUGCAUUCUAUAGAAUGCGACAUGAGUAUGAAAUGAACCCAAAUGAGAUAACUCUCAUUUCCUUGAUUCCAGCUUGUGAAAUUCUGGAAGGUAGUUACCUUCAUGGUUUUGCUGUAAAAAGUGGCUUAUUAUCCGAAACAAAAGUCUUGAAUUCUCUUAUCAACAUGUAUGGCAAAUUCGGUCAUUUGAAUACGGCUUCUAAAUUAUUUGACACAAUCAAGUCGCCAAAUUUGGUCUCAUGGAAUUCAAUUAUCAAUGUUCAUAUUCAAAGUGGGCUUAUGGAGGAUUGUAUUUGGUAUUUUAACUCAAUGCGAAGAGUUUCCAUUUACCCUGAUCAAGCUACCAUUGUUACAAUACUUCACGGUUGUGCCGAUAUAGGCGUUGGAAAACUAGUAGACACAUUUCAUGGUAAUAUUUUAUGUUGCGGUUUAGAUACAAAUAUUCCAAUUUUGACCACAUUGUUGACCGUGUACGCGAAAUCUGGAAGAUUAUCGGAUUCAUGCGAACUCUUUAAACAAAUGAAAAAUCCCGAUACGAUCGCGUGGACUGCUAUGCUUGCGGGAUACACGAUCCACGGGUAUGGAAAACAAGCGAUCGAGCAUUUCAAGCUCAUGAUCCAAAAAGGUCUAAAACCAGAUCAUGUCACUUUCACUCAUUUGUUAAGCGCGUGUAGUCAUUCAGGUCUUGUAAAUGAAGGACAACAUUUUUUUAACAUCAUGUCUAGUGUUUAUGGAAUUGAACCUCGGUUAGAUCAUUACUCUUGCAUGGUUGACCUUUUUGGUAGGUCCGGCCGUUUGAAAGACGCACGUGUUUUAAUCGAUUGCAUGCCAAUGGAGCCCAAUUCGGGUGUUUGGGGAGCACUUUUAAACGGUUGUAAAGUUUAUAACAACAUCGAGCUCGGUGAAGAAAUUGCAAGAAAGUUAUUUACAUUAAGCCCCUUGGAUUCUAGAAAUUACAUUAUGCUAUCGAGUAUGUACUCGAAAGCGGGUCGUUGGGGCGAUUUUUCAAAAGUUCGGGGGUUAAUGAAAUCGAAAAAUCUUGUAAGAACUGCGGGGUGUAGUUUUAUUGAACAUGAGCACAAAGUUUAUCGGUUUGUUGUGAGUGAUAAAUCACACAUGGAUUUUGUGCGUAUUUACAAUAAGUUAGAUGAAGUUAUGGCGAAAAUUCGGGAAGUGGGGUAUACGUUGAAUAAGGAGUUUGUCUUACAUGAUGUUGAAGAAGUUAAAGAUGAUAUGGUUGGGGAACAUAGUGAGAAGUUGGCUAUUGCAUUUGGUUUGUUGGUAUGUAAUGAGAAAAUGCCGAUUGUGAUUAUGAAGAAUUUGAGGAUUUGUGGUGAUUGUCAUAACAUGGCGAAGUUUGUGUCGCUUGUGGAAAAGCGUGAGAUUAUUAUUCGUGAUACGAAGCGGUUUCAUCAUUUUGCUAAUGGGUUAUGCUCUUGUGGAGAUUAUUGGUAA